Solanum tuberosum (potato) is the source of this 3963-nucleotide messenger RNA. RefSeq lists its product as uncharacterized. Gene Ontology annotation, molecular function: nucleic acid binding. Lineage: Eukaryota; Viridiplantae; Streptophyta; Magnoliopsida; Solanales; Solanaceae. The record is from RefSeq and is a predicted model, not a curated record. The coding region runs from base 1 to 3963 and encodes 1320 amino acids. The transcript is spliced from 5 exons. Gene Ontology annotation, biological process: DNA integration.
AUGGCAAUUGAUAAUGAAGCCACCACAACUCCUACAGUGAUUGAUCAUCCCCAUCCUCUGUGCCUGCAGGCGUGUGAUACUCCAGGUAACAAUCUAAUCUCAUUUCUCCUAACAGGUCCAGAAAAUUGUGCAAUUUGGAGUAGAUCGAUGAGAAUUGGACUGCGCACACAAGUUUGGACUGAUUUGAAGGAACGACUAGAUAAGGUUGACGGAUCUAGGGUGUUUCAUCUACACACAGAAAUUAAUCAUCUCACUCAAGGUACUUCCUCUAUAUCGAGUUACUUCUCGAAGAUGAAGGUGCUUUGGGAAGAAUUCGAUGCCCUCAUGCCAUGUCCUGGUUGUGAAUGUGCUGAAUCAAAGAAAUAUGUUGAACAUUUUGAGUAUCAACGUUUGUUACAGUUCUUAAUGGGGUUGAAUGAGUCCUACAGCCAAUGUCGAAGUCAGAUCAUGAUGAUGACUCCCACUCCUAGCUUGAACAAGGCAUACUCGAUGGUGAUCUCUGAAGAGAGUCGAAGAUCUCUAGGCAAAUCAGUUCAUAUGGGGGAAUCCAUGGAUGGGAUAGCAUUAUUCAAUAAUCGAGUGACUGGCAAUCAUCGAAAUCCAGGAAACAAUUUUAGGGAUGCAGACAACAACUUCAAACCAAGGAGGACUAAUGAUUUGUAUUGUGAAUUCUGCCAUAUGAGAGGGCACUCAGUGGACAAAUGCUGGAAGCUACAUGGUUAUCCUCCUGAUUCACAAGGGAAGAGAAGACCAGCAGGAACAAAUGGAGGAGGAAACCGACCAGCAGGAACAAAUGGAGGAGGAAACCGACCAGCAGGAACAAAUGGAGGAGGAAACCGACCAGCAGGAACAAAUGGAGGAGGAAACCGACCAGCAGGAACAAAUGGAGGAGGAAACCGACCAGCAGGAACAAAUGGAGGAGGAAACCGACCAGCAGGAACAAAUGGAGGAGGAAACCGACCAGCAGGAACAAAUGGAGGAGGAAACCGACCAGCAGGAACAAAUGGAGGAGGAAACCGACCAGCAGGAACAAAUGAAGGAGGAAACCAUCCCACAAGGUACAGGCCAACUGCUAACAUAGUUGCACAGGGGGAUCCACAAAUACAACAUGCUCUCUAUGCUCGUGAGAAGGAACACACCUGCUCGAACAACCAGCUGAAUGACACUGAUGCAAGUCGCAACAAUGGUAUCAUGUUCACUCAAGAUCAGUAUGAUCAAUUACUGAAGCUGAUCAACAAAGACUGUACUACAUCUGAGAAACAUGUAGCAGGUAUACUUUAUUCGUUUCUAGCAACACAUGAAAUUGCUUAUGAUAAAUGGAUAGUUGACUCAGGGGCCACUAAUCACAUGAUACAUGAUAAACAUAUGCUUAAUGAGACUACAAUAGCAGACAACAUACCUUCCAGUAAGGUUUAUUUACCAGAUGGUAAUGCCCUUGAAAUUGCAUGUAUUGGUUCAUGCUCCUUGGGAGGUGGAGCAGAACUUACUGAUGUCUUAUGCAUACCAAACUUCCAAUACAACCUGCUAUCAGUUUCAAAACUGACAAAGGAUCUGAAGUGUUUUGUCACUUUUUAUCCUAACCUAUGCAUUAUGCAGGACCUUCACAGUGGGAAAGUGAAGGGGAUUGGUAAGAUGUGUGAUGGCUUAUACAGGAUGCAAUUGCAAGUGAAAGACUACCAGCAGGCAAUGGCAGCAACUGCAACUGUAGACUCAAGACCAAUUGGUACAAAUACAGACUUAAAAACAUGGCACAACAGAUUGGGACAUGCUCCUGACAAAGUCCUGAUGAAAAUUCCAAAUAUGAAUUUUAGCACAAGUAGUAGCAACAUCAAAGAAUGCACCAUUUGUCCACUAGCCAGGCAGAGAAGACUAUCUUUUCCUGUUAAAACUACUAGAUUUACUUCUCCUUUAGAAAUGAUACAUGCUGAUGUUUGGGGCCCUUAUAGGGUUUGUAAUCAUGAUGGUAGUAGGUUCUUUCUUACCCUAGUCGAUGACUAUACUAGGAUGACAUGGAUUUUUUUGUUGAAACUCAAAAGUGAUGUAAUUGUUGUUUUGAAACAAUUUAUUCCUCUAAUUCAGCAUCAGUUUGGAGCAACUGUUAAAGUGUUUCGAAGUGACAAUGGAUCAGAAUUUUUUAAUUCUGAUUGUGAUGCAUUGUUUAACUCUUGUGGUAUCAUUCAUCAAAGCUCAUGUGUUUACACUCCGCAACAGAAUGGUUUGGUUGAGAGGAAACACAAACACAGUUUGGAAGUAGCUAGGGCAAUCAGACUCCACGGUCAUUUGCCUCUGAAAUUUUGGGGUGAAUGUGUUCAAAAUGCUGUAUAUGUCAUAAAUAGACUCCCUUUAUCUGUCUUGAAUGGUAAAUCAGCUUUUGAGUUGUUAUAUGGGAGACCACCAUCUCUCCAACACAUGAGAACUAUUGGAUGCUUGUGUUUUGCUACUGUUGUUCCUGGAGGUGACAAAUUUGGUCCUAAAGCUAUUGGGGCAGUUCUCAUGGGCUACUCUGCUACUCAGAAAGGCUACAGACUUUACAGUCUGUUAACUAACCACUUCUUUGUUAGCAGGGAUGUACAUUUUCAAGAAUCUAUAUUUCCUUUUCAGCUGCAAAAGUCUGGUCAACUUCACAUAUUUCCAAAUGGUGUUAUUAACACUGAUACAUCACCUACUGCUGUCGUUGUCCCAGCUUCUUUGCCUCUUGAUAAUGUUGCAUCUGGUCUAAUUUCCUCUCCUGAGGUGACUCUUCCUCCAACACCUCAUGCUGGUCCCAUUCAUCCACAUAAUCUGGAAGCCAGAAGAUCAACAAGGACUAAGACACAACCUUCUUGGAUGCAGGAUUAUGUCUGUACAUCCAUUCCUUCCAGCGGUGUUUCAAAUGCAUGUCUUUAUCCCAUGUCUUCUCACUUGUCCCAUACAUGCUUGUCUGGUCCAUAUCAGUCUUUCUUGUCUAAGAUGACUGCCUUGCGAGAACCAUCUUGUUAUGCUGAAGCUUCUUUGGAUCCUGACUGGGUGUUGGCCAUGGAUCAAGAACUUCAGGCCUUGAAGGAUAAUGAGACCUGGUCCUUGGUUGAUCUACCUCCUGGCAAGACUGCUAUUGGCUGUAAAUGGGUUUUUAAAAUCAAGUACAAGGCUUGUGGUGCUGUUGAAAGAUACAAGGCUAGGCUUGUGGCAAAAGGGUAUAACCAGAAGGAAGGUUUAGACUAUGUGGAGACUUUUUCACCUGUGGUCAAGAUGGUUACUGUCAGGGUGGUACUUGCUCUUGCUGCUGCUUAUAAUUGGUCUCUACAUCAGCUUGAUGUCUACAAUGCCUUCUUGCAAGGGGAUCUUCAAGAAGAAGGAUUUAUGCAGUCUACAGACUUGUUUCUCCCCCUGACUGGAAAAUCCCUGUGGAACAUGCAUAUAUACUUCUUCGUGAAGAUCCCCUUGCAAGAAGGCAUUGUAGACAUCAAGCUGAUGAAGAGACCAGUUAUGAGCAGCAACAAGAGCAAGUACCACCCUGACAGUAACCAUCUUGACCACAGUUUUAGAUUUCCUCCAUUAAUGGAAGUCACUGCAAUGUUUCUGAAUUCUAACAUGGUAUCAAAGCAGUCUACUGAAUUAACAGGUUUCUGUGAUGCUGAUUGGGCCACAUGUCCUAUCUCAAGAAGGUCUGUUACAGGCUAUGUAAUGAAGCUUGGGGAAUCAUUGAUAUCUUGGAAGGCAAAGAAACAAACGACUGUAUCUAGGAGCUCAGCAGAAGCAGAGUACAGAAGCAUGGCAGCAGGUGUAUCAGAAAUUCUAUGGCUAAUUGGUUUGUGUAAAGAGUUGAAUGUAAAUGUGCAACUCCCAGUUAUAUUACACAGUGACAGCAAAUCAGCAAUUCAAAUUGUGAACCACAACAAUCUUCCUGGCUGUAGACAGCAAUGCCCUGGAAGUAUAGAGAAUUUUAAACGCCCAACGCCAUCUCUUCCUGGCGGGGGACGUUAA